Magnolia sinica is the source of this 5096-nucleotide messenger RNA. RefSeq names its product pentatricopeptide repeat-containing protein At1g51965, mitochondrial. The transcript is spliced from 3 exons. Gene Ontology annotation, molecular function: protein binding. The record is from RefSeq and is a predicted model, not a curated record. NCBI's taxonomy places the organism in Eukaryota, Viridiplantae, Streptophyta, Magnoliopsida, Magnoliales, Magnoliaceae. Bases 362 to 2419 code for a protein of 685 amino acids.
GUGCCAGGAUGAUGACAUGCUUGUGCAAGAUCCUGGCUGUUCAUCUCGACCAUGAAAAGGGAUUUGGUAGAGCGUUGGUAUUGAUAGCUGAACAUGGGGGAAACGGAAACGGACUUGGUCGAUUCUAUCAAUCGAGACUGUCCAUUUAGUGGCCCGUCAUUGAUGGUUGAUUUUUCAUAAAUAAGAUCAAUCCGUGAUUGUUCUCUACCGUCGCUCUGAAGUCUGAACGCCCGAUCAGAUGGUUAGGACCACCCAUUCCGCUAACAAGUGGGGCUCACCCGACCGGCCUGUUUCUCGGGCGAGCCACAGUACAUGCACUCUACGGCACAACUGAUGAACGGUAAGGAUUUUUCUUUCCAAAAUGACCAAAAUAUCCCCCCAUGCAUCUCUGUUUCUCUCCGUUCCCUCUCGAAAUCCAACUAACGGAAAACAAAACAAGAUGAGACAUCACCGUCCGCUGCGUCGUCUACUCCGCUUCAGUCCAUCUCCCUCCCACCGCUCCUUCGCCACGAGCUACAGCGGCCGCGUCGUGAAAGAAGCCUCAGACGGCCGAUCCUUCGCCAUCGAGGUCGAAGCCCCUUCCGUCCUCCGCGACGUACGGGGAUACUCCCUCCCACGCCGCGACCUCAUCUGCCGCGUCUCGAAAAUCCUCCAAUCCUCACCUUCUUCUCACAUAGAGGAUCCUUUCCUCCAGCUCUCCGAAUACCUUCAAACCCUAACCCCAACCCUAACCCCCUCCGAAGUCUCCGAAAUCCUCAAAUCCCUCCGUAGCCCCCGCCGAGCCCUCGAAUUCUUCCGCUUCACCGCCGACUCCCUUCCCGGCUUCCGCCACGACUGCUUCAACUACAACCGCAUCCUCACCAUCCUUGCCCGGUCGGUCUCGUCGUCCGAGGGCGACCGUGAUCUCAUCCGUAGUAUCGUCGAUGAGAUGGAUCGGUCAGGCGUCCGCGGUAGCAUCUCGACCGUCAAUAUCUUGAUAGGUAUUUUCGGGAGUGGCAGCAAUGGCGGAGAAUUGGAGAGGUGUUUGCAGCUGGCCAGGAAGUGGGAAUUGAGGUUUAACUGUUAUACUUACAAAUGCCUUCUUCAGGCGCAUUUGAGGUCGUAUGAGGUUUCAAAGGCGUUUCGAGUUUAUGAAGAGAUGAAGAAGCGAGGGUAUAAAUUAGAUAUUUUCGCAUAUAAUAUGCUGUUGGAUGCGCUUGCGAAGGAUGAAAAGGUUGAGCAAGCUCAGAAGGUUUUUGAAGAUAUGAAGCAUAAGCAUUGCGAACCAGAUGAGUAUACUUACACUAUACUUAUUAGAGUGAUGGGAAAGAUGGAGAAGUCGGAUGAGUUCCUUGCUCUCUUCCAUGAGAUGAUCACAAAGGGUUGUACUCCUAACCUGAUUGCCUACAACACUAUGAUUCAGGCACUUGCUAAGAGCCGGAUGGUGGAUAAAAUGAUCUUUGUUUUCUCGAAAAUGGUAGAAAACAAUUGCCGCCCUAAUGAAUUCACAUACAGUGUGAUCUUGGAUGUACUAGUGGCUGAAGGGCAGAUCAGUAGAUUAUAUGAGGUUGUGGAAUUAUCUAAGAAGUACAUUACCAAAUCUAUCUAUGCAUUUUUAGUAAAAACGCUGAGCAAAUGGGGUCAUGCGAGCGAGGCUCACAAGCUAUUCUGUAAUAUGUGGAGCUUUCAUGACAAGGGAGAUAGGGAUGCGUACUUGUCCAUGUUGGAGAGUCUAUGCAAUGCAGGAAAGGUGCUAGAGGCCUUAGAUUUGAUGGGUAAAAUUCAUGAAAAAGGACUAAGUACAGAUACUGUCAUGUAUAACAUGGUGUUCUCGGCGCUUGGUAAAUUGAAGCAGAUAUCUCAUAUUAAUACCCUUUUUGAAGAGAUGAAGCGAGAUGGCCCUUCGCCGGACAUAUUUACAUACAAUAUUCUUAUCGCAAGCUUUGGCAGAGCAGGCAGGGUUGAGGAGGCUUUAAAACUCUUUGAAGAGAUGGAGAACAGCAAUUGCAAACCGGAUGUCAUCACUUACAACUCUUUGAUUAAUUGUCUUGGGAAGAAUGGUGACUUGGACGAAGCUCACAUGCGAUUCAUGGAGAUGCAAGAAAAGGGACUGAAUCCCGAUGUCUUCACUUACAGCACACUUAUCGAGUGCUUUGGUAAGUCAAAUCGUGUUGAGAUGGCAUGCAGAUUGUUUGAUGAGAUGCUUGCCGAAGGCUGCUACCCAAAUAUCGUGACAUACAAUAUUUUACUUGACUGUCUUGAGAAGUGUGGCAAAGCAGCAGAAGCUCUUAAGCUAUAUGAGAAGUUGAAGCAGCAGGGCUUGACUCCAGAUUCUAUUACUUAUGCAGUCCUUGAACGUUUGCAAAGUGGAUCUCAUAGGGUUGUGAGAGUACGUAAACAGAUUCCUAUUACUGGUUGGAUUGUUAGCCCUUUAAGGUGAUGGAAGCAGUACAAGGGGCAUAGAAAUUGAUACAUUUUGCGAGUCAAGGUUUUCUAGAUUUUUAAACAUGCUGCAUGGAUAAUGGAACCAGAAGGGAAGAUGGUUGUGUAUUUUAUUAGAUGAGAAAACAUGGGCUUUCCUUGGUUCUCUUCACAUCCAUGAGCAUGCAACAAGAGAUGCCACCUGACUGUUGUCCAUGUGCCAUUAGUGAACCAGCCAUCAGAUCACACAUACUUGUGUCCUUCUCAGUUUAUGUUCUAUAUCUUGAGCAACCCGAGUACCCGAUGAUCUGUCUUUGGACUUUGGAUGCUAUUGUGGUUUCAUUUGAGAUGUUCCCUUGGAGAAGUUGGUAGAAGUUUUCUGGGUGCUGCACAUGGCUGUCAGACCAAUGAUAAACGAGAAGACACAAAAAUUUUAGGGGCAAGCUCCAAGCUGAAGAUGGUGGAUGGUUAAGGGCAUCUUGUGUGCAGCUGGUGCAUUUGUUUGGGGCUAGGAUAUCAUUGAUUGCGCUCUUCCGCUGCAAUCUCUGCAAUUUGGUAUUACUGGGGGUGUCCUACAUUAUCAACCUUUAGAAAUGGAAUUUCAAUACUUGAAAAUCAAUCCUUUCUAAACUGUGGCGGCAACAACGGGAAAUACAUCUUGAUGGCAAUUUGAAGAAUUGGGAAAAAGGAAGGAGGGUUGUUGGUAAUAUCCCAGAAAAAAAGAAGGUCAUUGACUUUAAUGAUAGGAUGUGAGGAGGUUUUUUGCUUCUGACCAGGAUUAGUCUGGUCAUUUUAACAGUAGUAACCCGUCAUAAUUCAUGACUGGGGAAAGUGAAGAUGAUUUUGGAAAGGAUAGCGAAUGCAAAAUACAUUCAAACGCAGAGAGGAGCAUGCCUUGGUUACUCAGCGCCAAGGGGAGAUGACAAAGCUCGAACUUGAAGUAUGCAUAUCCGUUGCUAAACCAGCUAGACAGGGAAGGGAUCGAGAGGGAGGCACUGUAGAGAAUUGCAAAUUCAAGGUUUUGUUGAUCUAGCUCUGUCAUUGCUUUGCGGACAAUACUCUUCUUUUUUGUGAAACUUACAAGUUUAAGGUUGACAAUUCGAGCAUAUGAUUAUAAGGUGAUUUGAGGUGGUUUUGGGGCAGAAGAUUAAUCUGGCUAAAUGGUGAGAUGCUUAGAGUUCAUAUGUUACCAAAAAAAGGAAGAAGAAAAAAGAAGAAGAAUUAGAAUGUUUCGUUGGGUUAUUUGGUUGCAAAGUGGGCUCGUUCCCAUUGACUUGUCUAGGGUUCCCCCUUUAUGUUGGGAUGCCUGCUAAACAUUUAUGGGAAAGAGUGGUAGAAAGAUUUGAGGGGAAAUUGACGACUUGGAAAGGAUGGUAUUUGUCUCUUGGUGGGGAGAUUACUAUCAUAAAAGUGGCAUUGUCAAACUUGUCCCUUUAUUUUAUGUUGCUAUUCACGUGCUCAAGUCGGUUUUAGCUUCAUUUGGAAAGGCUAAGACAUGAUUUUCUUUGGAGGGACACGGUAGAGAAGAAAAAAUUCCAUCUCUUGGAGUCGGGUGAGGUUUGCAUAUCUUUUGAUGAGGGUGGUGCUGGCAUCAAAGAUUUCAAAAUGAUGAAUUUGGUUCUCUUGGGAAAAUGGUGGCUGUGUUUUGGUUUCGAGAGGGGAUCUCUUUGGCGAGAGGUCAUUGAAAGCAAAUAUGGGGUACCUUGAAGGGGGUUGGUGGACUAAGGUUUCUCUGCUUUAUAUAGUGCCAACAGUUUGGAAAGGAAUAUCCAGUAUGAAAGCCAAAUUCAAGCAGGGCACUUCUCUUUAGGUAAUGGGGAGAAGAUUCGCUUUUAGGAAGAUGUUUGGAGAGUUGACUUACCCUUACACAUCAUGUUUCCUUUGGUGGUCUGUCUUGUGCCGGAUCGUAAUAUUAUGGUUGCUAGAUGCUAUUUUGUUCGUGGAGGAUUUGUUGUUUGGGCAUGGAAUCUUCAGGACAACAAAGUCACCAAAUUUCUCUCUAUUUUGGAAUGGUUGCAUCUUUGUUGCCCAUCUGGCGAUGAUUGUGAUAGGAUGGUUCGCUUCAGUCUUUCUAUUUCCUGCUUUAAAAGAAGGGAGCGAAGGUUGCUCAAAUGGGUCAAGUGUGGCAUUAUGGUGCUCCUCCAAAGAUUCUAGCCUUUUGAUGGUUAGUUGGGCAUAAAGAGUUUUUACUAUCAACAACCUUCAGAAGUGAUCAUCCCUAAUAUAUGUCUCAUGUGCAUCUCUAUUACUGAAUCUAUUGAUCAUCUCUUCAUCCAUUGCCCUUCUGCAUGUGGAGUGUGGUCAGCUUUCUUUAGAAGGUUUGUUUUAGCUUGGUCACAUGCCUCUUGACUUAGGAGAUCCUUUUCAGGCUCGGCAUGGGGUGUCUCUUCACAAGGAAGUUAAAAUUUUAUGGAGAUUAUGCUUGCCGGCUGGUUUUGUGGAUGAUUUGGGGAGAAAUAGAUGGAAGGUGCUUCCGAAAUGAAAGCAGCCGGGAGGAGUGGGUUGCUAGUAGAGGAAUGUUUCUUGUAUAUGAAUGGGCUGCUAGCCUAGGAUGCAUUUUUGAGUUGUAAUUUUUUGGGCCUUCUUCCUUGUUUUCUGCUUUUAUGUGGGUUGUAUUUAGUGUUACCUCAAUGCUUCCUUUCAUUUUUAAUGAAAAUUCCUUUGCCUUAACAAAAAAAUAAAAAUAAAUUGUGUUA